AUGACUCGAACACGUGACAAGUACCGGGUUGUGUACACGGAAAAGCAGAGAAAGGGACUGGAACAGGCCUAUGAGGAAAACAAGUUUAUCACCAUGGAAACCAGAACAAAACUCUCUAAGGAGAUUGAUCUAUCGGACAGACAGAUCAAAAUCUGGUUUCAAAACAGAAGAGCAAAGGAACGCAGGGAUUCGAAGCGGUCGUCUGCUGAAGACAGCUCCACGUCCGACUCCGAUCAGAGCAACUCUUCCGGUUUCAUCGACAGCGCAUCAGUGACGUCAUCGUGUCGAUUUGGCGGCAACGAACGACGUCGCGCGGCAGUCCCCGAGGAAGGCAUGACACGAACACGUGACAAGUACAGGGUUGUAUACACAGACAGGCAGAGGAAGGGACUGGAACAGGCUUACGAGGAGAACAAGUUUAUCACUAUGGAAAUAAGAAGUAAACUGUCCAAGGAGUUGGAUCUGUCUGAUAGACAGUUUGCUGUGGUGUUUUGCUGUGGGUUUAAACUGGAGUGUCCUGAGGAAUUCUUUCGGGUUGGUGACCAUCAAUCAAACUCGUAUGUGCGGUUAACGGGGAUUAAACCCUUCUCGCCUAUACGACGUCGCGCGACAUCCUCAGAAGAAGGCUUGACUCGAACACGUGACAAGUAUAGGGUCGUAUACACAGACAAACAGAGGAAGGGAUUGGAAAAGGCGUACGAGGAGAACAAGUUUAUCACUAUGGAAACCAGAAACAAACUGUCAAAGGAGCUGGAUCUAUCGGACAGACAGAUCAAAAUCUGGUUUCAAAACAGAAGAGCAAAGGAACGAAGAGAUUUGAAGCGGUCCUCUGAUGCAGAAAGCUCAACGUCUGACUCCGAUCACAGCAAUUCUUCCGAUUUCAUCGACAGCGCUUCAAUGACGCCAUCGUGUCGAUUUGGCGGGAAUAAGAAUGAAUACACGAAAAAUACGUUGCCCAUCGCCCACUAUCACAAUGAAACCGGUACCAACACCACAACAGACCCAUUCUUUGGAUAUCAAACUGUACCAUCAUUUAUUGAUUCUCAGCCUAUGUUUUGCAGCUAUUCUUCAAGUCAUGGCGAUCUUCAUUAUGUCGACCACACGCCUCUCGACAUAUAUUCGUCUUUCCAACAGGGAGAUUAUGAGACGCUAUUUUAA
Molecule: messenger RNA, 1158 nt
Organism: Dreissena polymorpha
Lineage: Eukaryota; Metazoa; Mollusca; Bivalvia; Myida; Dreissenidae
Product: LIM/homeobox protein Lhx4-like
Exons: 6
Coding region: 1-1158 (385 amino acids)
Biological process (GO): regulation of transcription by RNA polymerase II; cell differentiation; animal organ morphogenesis
Cellular component (GO): nucleus
Molecular function (GO): RNA polymerase II transcription regulatory region sequence-specific DNA binding; DNA-binding transcription factor activity, RNA polymerase II-specific
Source: RefSeq, a predicted model, not a curated record